Messenger RNA from Dictyostelium discoideum AX4, 1458 nucleotides. RefSeq lists its product as hypothetical. Lineage: Eukaryota; Evosea; Eumycetozoa; Dictyosteliales; Dictyosteliaceae. The record is from RefSeq and is a predicted model, not a curated record. Bases 1 to 1458 code for a protein of 485 amino acids. The transcript has 2 exons.
AUGACAAUUUCUUUUAAAACUAUAUUAAUUGCAUCGACUGCAUUAAUUAGUGUUGCAUCGGCUGAUUUUUCAUCAUUUAUUACACCAGUUACAAUGUCAAGAUAUAAUUUUAAAAGGGAAAAAGUUGAGACAGAAUUUAAUUUAGAUGAUAGCAAUUAUAAACAAUCAUUGAUUGUAUUAAGUUUUCCAGGUUUGUUAUUAGGUAUUUUUAUAAUGUUUUUGGGAGUUAUUGCAUUAUUCUUAAGGAAUUGUAUAACAUGUAGUGGAAAAAGAAAUAAAAAUGAAAUUCAAGAUGAAAAUGAAACCCCAGGUGGAGAUGAUGAUAAUGGUUCAAUUAUAUCGGAAUAUCAACCAUCAAGAGAUAAUCCAACAUCAAUUCUAUUGAAAAUUGUUAAAUUCUUUGUAUUUCUUAUUAUUAUAACUACAGUUGUUGGUGCAAUAUUAGGAUUAGCAUCAAAUUCAAAAGCGGGUAAAGAUUUGGAUAAUUUCUUUAAGAAUAUGAAUAUUAUGGCAAAUAAUGCUAGAAAAACAUCAAAUAAUUUAGUGCAUGUAUUUGCAGGUAAAACCGAUAUCACCAAAACCGUCCUUUCCAAUUUGUUACCAUUAACCACUGAAAUGAAUAAUAUGACUCAAACUACACAUCGUAUUCUAGUUGAAGAAACAAAUUUAAAUAAUUUACGUGAAUCAAUUACAAUCAUGGGUUAUAUUAUUGCAAUUAUUACAUGUGCAUGGGGUAUUUUUGGUGUUGCAAAUGGAAAAUCCUGGUCAUUCAUGUUUUUAUCUUAUUUAUCAUUGUUAACAAUUUCAAUAAUUCUAUUAGCAAUGGGUAUGCAUAUUCCAUUAUCAGCAGCCUCAUCAGAUUUCUGUAAUUCAUUAGAUCAAUAUGUUGAUAAAGAUAUAAAACCAACUUGGAUGACAAACUGGAUCAAUUGUGAUGUUGAUGUUUCUAUCUCUGAUGCUGUUGAAUUUAGUGAAGGUGAAAUUAGUAAAUUAUUGAAAAUGAUUAACCUUUUCUCUUCUGCAUAUACAAAUAAAACCUAUACAAAAUCAAAUCUUUUAACUUUGAAAUUGGAUGAACUUAGAGCUGUAAUUCCAAUUGAUCAAGUAGCUUUAUUCGAUUCUAAAUUUGAUGGUAAAACUAUUCCAGCAAUUCUCUCUGUUCCAAGAUUAAAAAAUAUGGCAAAAUGUCAAUUCGUUAAAGAUUAUUUAAAUUAUACUAGAAAUAAUUAUUGUGAUGAACUUAUUGAAAGUGUUAAUCGUAUGGUUAUCUCUGAAAUUAUUAUUGCUGUAAUUUGGAUUCCAGGUUUUAUUUUUGCUGUUAUUUAUUCAAAAGAUAAAAGAAAUAAAUAUAAUAAUAAUAAUAAUAAUAAUAGUGAUAAUAAUGAUAGUAAUGAUAGUAAUAAUAAUAGUAAUUAUAAUGAUAGCAAUAAUGAUGAUGAUUCACACAGAUCAUCUUAA